ACAUGCAUGCAAAUAAUAUAGAUUUAUUUCAAUUGGCAAAAUUAUUAUAAAUAGAUGCUGGCAAUCCUUCAUCCUCGGAUGUUGCAGUUGAACAAAUUCCUCACUCCUUUUCAACGUCUUGACACAGAUAGAUAUCUUGCUGCUUCACAACACUAUUAAUUAAUCGAUUCCCCAAACUCUUGAAUCUCCCUUCCACUUUUCAACAAAAAGCUGAAAUCUUUGGAGAAAUUUGUCAAGAAACCAAAAAAGCUGAAAUCUUUGGAGAAAUUUGAUCAAGAAACCAAGAGGGCUUGUUGCAUGGUUCAAAGAAGCAAUAAAGAUUUUAUCUUUGAUCCAAAUUGUUGAGGCCCAUAAUUUUUUUAUUAAUAAUCUUGAUUGCUUUUUUGGGGGGGCUUGAUUCAUUGGGUGAGAGCAGCCAAUUUGUAGUGUUUCUUGAGGGAAUUUGAUGUUGCAGAAUGGCCCUUUGAAGAUGGAGUAUUUAUUUAGUUGCCUUUUUGCCCUUAGGUGGGAUGUGGGGUUGCUAUUCUAAAAGCCCUUCAUUCACUUUGUGUGGUUUUUGAACAUUUUCUUGUCUGUUAUCUUGAUGGGAGAUCCUAACAAGAAGAAAGAAGAAGAAAUGGAGGGGUCUUCGCGCCAUCCGUCGCUGCCAUACAAGGUCGGCAUUCCUCCAAAGCAGAAGCUGUGGAAGGAGUUCUCCGCAACUCUCAAGGAGACGUUCUUUGCAGACGAUCCUCUUCGCUCGUUCAAGGACCAAUCGGGACCGCGCAAGUUCCUCCUAGGAGUCGAGGCUGUCUUCCCGAUUCUCUCGUGGGGCAGAGGCUACAAUCUUAGCAAAUUCAAAGGGGAUUUAGUGGCAGGGCUCACCAUUGCCACCCUCUGCAUCCCUCAAGACAUUGGCUAUGCCAAGCUUGCAAAUUUGGAUCCACAGUAUGGCUUAUAUUCAAGCUUCGUCCCGCCUUUGAUCUACGCGUUGAUGGGGAGCUCGAGGGAUAUAGCCAUUGGCCCCGUUGCUGUGGUGUCUCUGCUGUUGGGGACUCUGCUGCAAGACGAGGUUGAUCCCGUUGCCAACCCUCUCGUGUACCGUAGGCUGGCUUUCACCGCGACUUUCUUUGCUGGGAUCACACAAGCCACCCUUGGCAUUCUCAGAUUGGGAUUCUUGAUUGACUUCCUCUCACAUGCUGCCAUAGUUGGAUUCAUGGGUGGUGCUGCUAUCACUAUUGCUCUUCAACAGCUCAAGGGAUUUUUAGGCAUAAAAAAGUUCACCAAAAACACAGAUAUAAUAUCUGUAGUCAAAUCUAUCUUGAGCUCAGCCCCUCAUGGAUGGAAUGUGCCUACUAUUCUCAUUGGAACAAGUUUUCUGGUGUUUCUCUUAUCAGCAAAGUAUAUUGGGAAGAAGUACAAGAACCUCUUCUGGAUAGCCGCGAUUUCUCCCCUCGUCUCAGUGAUCCUCUCCACCUUCAUCGUCUUCGUUAGCAACGCUGAGGAGAAGGGCGUGCAGAUUGUGAAGCAUAUUGAGAAGGGCAUAAAUAGGCCUUCUGUUGAUGAGAUUUACUUCACCAAGGAUUAUGCCUUGAAAGGCCUUAGGAUUGGGAUAGUUGCUGGCAUGGUUGCUUUGACGGAAGCUGUUGCAAUUGGAAGAACUUUUGCUGCAAUGAAAGAUUAUCAGAUUGAUGGAAACAAAGAAAUGGUUGCUCUUGGAGCAAUGAACAUAGCCGGUUCGAUGACGUCCUGCUACGUUUCUACAGGUUCAUUUUCCCGGUCGGCGGUGAACUUCAUGGCCGGGUGCCAGACGGCGGUGUCGAACAUAGUGAUGUCCAUCGUCGUGCUUCUCACGCUCCUCUUCCUCACCCCUCUCUUCGAGUACACGCCGAACGCCAUCCUGUCGUCCAUCAUCAUCUCGGCCGUCAUCGGCCUGAUCGACUACGAUGCGGCGAUCUUGAUAUGGAAGAUCGACAGGUUCGACUUCGUGGCCUGCAUGGGGGCCUUUCUUGGCGUCGUGUUCAUCUCCGUCGAGCUCGGCCUCCUGAUCGCGGUGUCGAUUUCGUUCGCCAAGCUGCUAUUGCAAGUGACUAGGCCAAGAACAGCCCUACUUGGGAAGAUCCCAGGCACAAAUGUGUAUAGGAAUAUACAGCAGUAUCCAGAGGCAACUAAGGUUGCUGGAGUUCUCAUUAUAAGACUUGAUUCUGCUAUUUACUUCUCAAAUUCAAACUAUAUAAGAGAGAGGCUACUUAGGUGGCUAACGGAUGAGGACGAGCUUCUCGGUGCCACAUGCCUCCCUAAAAUCCAGUUUUUGAUCGUAGAAAUGUCACCCGUCACUGACAUCGACACGAGCGGGAUCCACGCCCUCGAAGACCUGCACAGGAGCCUGCAGAAGAGAUCAGUUGAGCUUGUUCUUGCAAAUCCUGGGCCAACUGUGAUGGAUAAAUUACACGCAUCCGACGUGGCAGAUUUGAUUGGUGAAGAUAGGAUUUUUCUGACAGUGGCUGAUGCAGUUCAGACAUGUUCAUCCAAGUUUAGUGACGAAGUCUAGUGAGACUAUUGUUGGGUGUAUCUACCUUAAUUUCGGUUAAUCGAAGAGACUAAUGUUGGGUGCAAACACUGUACUGAACUGAAAAAUCAAAAAUCCAAUCAACACCAAAAGUAUGAAGAAUCGAAAUUAAGAUU
Messenger RNA from Salvia hispanica, 2664 nucleotides. RefSeq names its product sulfate transporter 1.3-like. Gene Ontology annotation, cellular component: membrane. The record is from RefSeq and is a predicted model, not a curated record. Gene Ontology annotation, biological process: sulfate transmembrane transport. NCBI's taxonomy places the organism in Eukaryota, Viridiplantae, Streptophyta, Magnoliopsida, Lamiales, Lamiaceae. Gene Ontology annotation, molecular function: secondary active sulfate transmembrane transporter activity.